Messenger RNA from Aspergillus puulaauensis, 1011 nucleotides. It is a transcript of the gene tif34, whose product is annotated as translation initiation factor eIF3 subunit i. Gene Ontology annotation, molecular function: protein binding; translation initiation factor activity; RNA binding. The coding region runs from base 1 to 1011 and encodes 336 amino acids. The transcript is spliced from 4 exons. The record is from RefSeq and is a predicted model, not a curated record. Lineage: Eukaryota; Fungi; Ascomycota; Eurotiomycetes; Eurotiales; Aspergillaceae. Gene Ontology annotation, cellular component: cytoplasm; eukaryotic translation initiation factor 3 complex, eIF3m. Gene Ontology annotation, biological process: cytoplasmic translational initiation.
AUGAGACCGAUUUUGCUUGCGGGCCAUGAACGGUCCCUUAACCAGAUCAAGUUCAACCGCGACGGUGACCUUCUUUUCUCGGUAGCCAAGGAUAAGAUUGUGUGCGCUUGGUGGUCCGCCAACGGUGAACGACUUGGUACCUAUGCCGGACAUUUAGGUGCUAUCUGGACUGUCGAUGUUAGCCCCAACACCAUUCUCCUCGCGACCGGCUCUGCAGACAACACUGUGCGACUAUGGAACGUAAAGACUGGCGAGAACGUUAAGACAUGGGAGUUCCCUACAGCAGUUAAGCGGGUCGAAUUCAGUCCGGAUGGAAGCAAACUACUGGCCGUGACGGAGAAGCGUAUGGGUUUCUUGGGUACGAUUGUCGUUAUCGAUGUCAACUACGAUGGCGACUUCACGAACCAGGCUGAGGAGCCCAGCCUGAAAAUCACCUGCAACGAGAGCAAGGCCACAGUUGCCGGGUGGAGUUAUCUGGGCAAGUACAUUAUCGCUGGUCACGAAGACGGAAGCGUUAGCCAAUACGACGGAAAGACCGGUGAACAACUGGAAAACGUCCAGGCGCACGAGUUCGACCAGCAGAUCAACGACAUUCAAUUCUCUCCCGACCGCAGCCACUUCCUUACCGCCUCUAAAGACAAGUCCGCCAAGCUUAUGUCUUCCCGUAACCUUGCUAUCAUGAAAACCUACGUCUCCGAUACCCCACUGAACAGCGCCGCGAUCACAGCCAAGAAAGACUACGUUAUUCUGGGAGGUGGUCAGGCCGCUAUGGAUGUUACCACAACCUCCGCCCGCCAGGGUAAAUUCGAGGCUCGUUUCUACCACAAGGUCUUUGAGGACGAGAUUGGCCGUGUCAAGGGUCACUUCGGUCCUCUCAACACCAUCCACGCCCACCCCGCCGGCACGGCCUAUGCUUCUGGUGGUGAGGAUGGUUACGUUCGUGUUCACCAUUUCGAUAAGCCUUACUUUGACUUUAUGUACGAGGUUGAGAGGGAGCAGUUGAGGCGGUGA